Messenger RNA from Puccinia triticina, 705 nucleotides. RefSeq lists its product as uncharacterized. The transcript is spliced from 3 exons. Gene Ontology annotation, biological process: mismatch repair; mitotic recombination. Bases 1 to 705 code for a protein of 234 amino acids. Gene Ontology annotation, molecular function: mismatched DNA binding; ATP-dependent DNA damage sensor activity; ATP binding. The record is from RefSeq and is a predicted model, not a curated record. Gene Ontology annotation, cellular component: nucleus. NCBI's taxonomy places the organism in Eukaryota, Fungi, Basidiomycota, Pucciniomycetes, Pucciniales, Pucciniaceae.
AUGUCCAAGCUCCCGCAAGGCUACGGGCCCACGGCCAAGAACUUGGCGCUGGUGUCCGACCAGGUCCUGGCGAUCUCUCUGCCGUGGUUCAAAGCAGAAGAUUGGACCAGUCUCGCGGCGGUGGCCGGCAAGAACAGGUACGCCAGACCGCGCAUUUUCCCACAUCCCACCAUCAAAAUCUUCAAGGGGCGCGACCCUAUUGUUGAAAAAAUCAUCAAUAAUACACUCGUCCCCAAUAAGUGUGAAUUCACUCCUAACAGCCUCUUAAUGAUGAUCUUGACUGGACAUAAUUGGGGCGGUAAGUUGGUGACCACAAAGAUGAGUGGAUGCAUUGUGCUCCUGGCCCAAAUGGGAAGUUUUGUGCCGGCCAAACGCGCAACAGUUGGGCUCUUUGACGGCUGCUACACCCGGAUGGGCAUGUCUGAGGAACUGGCCCAGGGCCAAAGCGCGUUCAUGGUCAAGAUCAUCAACGCUGCAAAGAUCCUCUGGAUGGCCAUCCCGCGCCCCUUGGUCAUCAUUGAUGAGCUCAGCUACGGCAGCAGUACUUAUGACGGAGUCGCUAUCCCCAAUGCAGUCCUUGACCAUCUUGCCUCCAUCUGCUGCUUUUUUUCCUCUCUUUACCAUUCACUCUCAAUCUCUGUCCCUUACUCAUAUUUCUCCGGGUUGUUAGACUGUAUUCAUUACCCAUUAUCCUCAAUGGAAUGA